GUCGGUGGGUCGUCGGCAUCGCGGCUUCGGACGAUCGAUGGCUAAUCUACCCCUCGCCUACAUAAGCUGCCUCCUAACUUUUUCUUUCCAGUUUCCACCACGAACAAUGGCUCGUCGUCACUUCCCACCCGUGGCUGCCAUCCUCGCCGUGGCACUACUCCUAGUAGCCCGCGCGGCGGGCUACCCAUGGCCAGUGUGCGGCUACAGUACCAGCAGCUUCGUGGCCAACAGCAAGUACCAGGCCCACCUUGACUUCGUCACCGCCACCCUUCCCAAGAACGUCUCCUCUUCCCCGGACCUCUUCGCCACCGUGGUCGUCGGAGACAUCCCGGAGCAGCUCUGGGCCAUGGGUCUCUGCCGCGGCGACAUCAACGCCACGGACUGCUUCGGCUGCCUCACCCAGGCCAUCCAGGACCUGCCCAGCGAGUGCCCCUACAACAAGGAGGCCACCAUCUACUACGACACCUGCUCGGUGCACUACUCCGACGUCCACACCCUCCCCGGCGACGACACCGGCCCGGCGCUCAACACGUACCGCGCCUUCAACGACGCGAACGUCACGUCGGAGCCGGCCCGGUUCCAGACCCUCCGGGCCGCCCUCGUGAACGCCACCGCCGAGCACGCCGCAGGCUCCGCGCGGCGGUUCGCGACCGGGGAGACCGACUUCGACCAGGAGUUCCCCAAGAUUUACAGCGCGGCGCAGUGCACGCCGGACCAGACGGCGGCGCAGUGCCGGAAGUGCCUCGCCGGGAUCGUAGCGGCCUUCCUGGGGGGAUUCGGGAGCAAUAUCGGAGGCAGGGUGCUUGGGGUCGACUGCACCUACCGCUUCGAGACCACGCCCUUCUACAAUGGGCCAGCGAUGGUGCGGCUGGCAUCACCAGGACCGAGAGCGCUGGCGCCGGCUGUGCCGCCGACGGCUGGGACGCCGGCGGCAGCCGGAGGAGGGGAACGGAAGCACCGUGUGCCCUGGGUGGUUCUUGCAGUUGUCCUGCCAACUCUAGCAGCCCUGAACCUGGUCACCUUCCUCUGUCUCAGGAAGCGACGCCGACCAAUUGCGCAUGCCAAGCAGCAAAAUCCGAUGUAUUCCACUGAAGCAGAGGACAUCGAAAUGGUGGACUCCAUGAUGAUCGACGUCUCCACCCUGCGGACUGCCACCGGAGAUUUCGAUGAGAGCAACAAGCUCGGCGAAGGCGGUUUCGGUGCUGUGUACAAGGGUGUCCUCCCCGACGGCGAGGAAAUAGCGGUGAAGCGGCUGUCGAACAGCUCGACGCAGGGAGCGGAGGAGCUGAAGAACGAGCUCGCGCUGGUGGCCAAGCUGAAGCACAAGAACCUCGUCAGGCUCAUCGGCGUCUGCCUGGAGCAGCAAGAACGGCUGCUCGUCUACGAGUUCGUCCCCAACCGAAGCCUCGAUCUCGUACUCUUCGACGCUGAGAAUGAGAAACGUGAGCAGCUGGACUGGGGGCAGAGGUACAGGAUCAUAAACGGCAUCGCUCGGGGCCUGCAGUACCUGCACGAAGACUCACAGCUCAAAGUGGUGCACCGUGAUCUCAAGGCCAGCAACAUCCUGCUAGACGCGAACAUGAACCCCAAGAUCUCAGACUUCGGCCUCGCGAGGAUCUUCGGCCGAGACCAGACGCAGGCCGUCACCAGCCGCGUCGUCGGCACCUAUGGGUACAUGGCGCCGGAGUACCUGAUGCGCGGGAACUACUCCGUGAAAUCGGACGCGUUCAGCUUCGGCGUCAUGGUGCUGGAGAUCGUCACGGGGAGGAAGAACAGUAGCGACGGCGGCUACAGGCCCCAGCAGUCCGGAGACCUCUUGACCACCGUGUGGGAGCACUGGGAGGCCGGGACGGUGGCGGAGUUGGUAGACCCGAGCAUGGUUGGCAGCUUCCCGGCGGGCGACGUGCACAGGUGCGUCCACGUCGGGCUGCUGUGCGUCCAGGGAGACCCGGCGGCCCGGCCGGUGAUGUCGGCCGUCGUGAUGAUGCUCGGCAGCGACACGGUCACCCUCCAGGCCCCGUCCAAGCCGGGGUUCUUCGCCAGGAGCAACAGCGCCAACGCAGCCGCGCCGACGGUGUCGCUCACGGGUUAGCCAUGGGAGUCCAGAACAAUUCUGAGUUGAUCGCGUAGGCCGUAGGGAGACUGGGAGGGGAUCUGCGAACGUGUGAGGUGUGCGUGUAAAGAUCAUGCAGAUGAGGCUAUCUGCAAGAAUCAUUUUCUGUCCUGACAAUUGGUCGAAGAAAAAGAAAGUCUUUCCUGACAGUUGCGAGUGUAAUAACAAGUAAACAGAAGUUCGACAAUUCCUAAAAAAUUGUGCCCCUGAUAUGUUUCAA
Messenger RNA from Panicum hallii, 2333 nucleotides. RefSeq names its product cysteine-rich receptor-like protein kinase 6. Gene Ontology annotation, molecular function: protein kinase activity; ATP binding. Bases 38 to 2092 code for a protein of 684 amino acids. The transcript has 7 exons. The record is from RefSeq and is a predicted model, not a curated record. Gene Ontology annotation, biological process: protein phosphorylation. Lineage: Eukaryota; Viridiplantae; Streptophyta; Magnoliopsida; Poales; Poaceae.